AUGGAGGGCCACGCAGCUACGAGCGCCAGGCUGCUGGCGAUGGGCAGCCUGUCCAUCCGCGACUAUCUCAAAACCGCACUGCCCCAGCAAGACAUGCUCGACAUCGUUCCCGCCCCUUCCGCCCCUUCUGCGAAGCCUGCACCCGAACCGCAGCCCAACCAAGCGGAGGGCAAGGCCGAGGUGCCAUUCUACAUCAAGCGUCGGGGCAAAGGUAAAGGCCGUCCAGUCAUGUACAACUGGUCCCACUCCAGCGUAGCCCAAAUCUACGUGACGGUCGAGUUCGACGACAUGCAAGCAACGAGCACCGGCGACGCAGGGGGCAUCAAAGAGGCCAAGGAACAGGCGUGCAUGGUCCUCGCCGCCCGCAUCCUGGCGCGCAACGCCCGACGAAUCACACACUGA
Messenger RNA from Moesziomyces aphidis, 402 nucleotides. The record is from the annotation of a GenBank genome assembly. Lineage: Eukaryota; Fungi; Basidiomycota; Ustilaginomycetes; Ustilaginales; Ustilaginaceae.